Knipowitschia caucasica is the source of this 5832-nucleotide messenger RNA. NCBI's taxonomy places the organism in Eukaryota, Metazoa, Chordata, Actinopteri, Gobiiformes, Gobiidae. The record is from the annotation of a GenBank genome assembly.
AUGUGUACAGAUGGCUCCAGCAGCACCCCUACAGAGAGAGGCACCUGUCCAUGCAGCUCACUGAAACAACACCAACGCAAUACUCCCCAUGUCGACUGGAAGAACCCAGCUUUAUACCAGACUGAACUCUCCAGGUCAGACGGGUCAUUAACCUCCCAGUGUGCAGAAACGAACAUGGAGAAUGGAACAGAUUAUACCUCCUUGGUUCAUCAGAACUCAGACCUCUUACAAGCGCUUGAUGCACUGGAGAAGACUUGCACGACGCUGAGGGAGGAAAAUGGGCUGUUGCGAAAGACUUGUGCUCCGGAGACCGAGGAGAAGGUCCGGCGGCUGAGGAGAAAGAACACAGAAUUGGCUGUUCUUGCUAAAAGACUGGAAGACAGGGCAAGGAAACUGCAAGAGGCCAACCUCAGAGUGGUGAAUCCUACCUUGAUGAGGCCAGGGUCAGUGGAACAGUGCAAGCGGGCCUUUGCACGCCAGAGAGCCAGGGAUUUAUCCCAACAUGCUGCUGCUCUGCUGAAUAAAGACAAGGAGAUAUCAGCUUUACAGCACGUGUGCAGCCAGCUAGAGGCACAGCUGGGAACCUCAAUGAGGUCCACUCCAUUGUGUGGUGAAUUUGAAAAGCUGCUAAAGGAAUCCCAGAAGGAGGUGCUGCGAUUGCAAAGACAACUGUCGAUCACGUCAUUCACACAACCACAGAGCGACAUUAUACCUGACACCGCAAUCCAGUGUGGGGGUUCUGAGAAAGGAGACAAGGAAAAGAGGGUAGUUGGUGAAGCGUCUUUUGUGUCAUUUGAUGAAAUUCUGUCAGGAAAUGAGAAAAUCCCCGGAGAGGAGGAGGAGUUGGGACAGCAUCUGACGCCCGUCCCGGGCCUCAGCCCGACCCCCUCCCUAAAGGAGGAGCAGCCUGAGGACCACCUAGAUUUUCUGGAAAGUGAACUCUGUAAGAAAAGAAAAGAAUGUGAAAAUCUCGAGCAUGAAGUAAAGAAACGACAGCGAAGAUGUCGAUAUUUGGAGAGCCAGCUUGAAGAGGAGCAAUGUAAAAAUGGGAAACUAGAAGAGGAGACUGAUCUCCUCAGACGGAAGGCACAGCUGCUCUACCAGACUCAGACUGAAAAUGAAGAGCUGAGGAACGAUCUUUCUCAAGUGACUGCUCAACACAAUUCAGUUCUCGAGGAGAACCAAAAACUCCGUGCCAAACUGGAGAACUUAGAGCAGGUCCUAAAGCAUAUGCGAGAGGUUGCAGAGCGAAGGCAGCAGCUGGAACUGGAACAUGAGCAGGCAUUGGCAAUCCUUAAGUUCAAACAGGAUGAAAUCAAACGUUUGCAGCGAGCUCAAUUAUUUGCCAAAAGGGAACAUGAAGGAGUUGUUCAAAUGUUGGAGAGUACACUGGACUGCAUGCAGUCAAAAGUCAGAGAUCUGGAAGAGAAAUGUCGUGGCCAGAGCGAACAGUUUGGCUUGUUAUCCCAGGAGUUGGAAAAGUUUCGAAUGCAGGCUUCAAUGGUGGACCUGGCUGCAUCUGCUCUCCCCAACAACCCCAGCCUCUCUGUUCUGACCAAUGGACUGGGACUCACUGCUGACCACGAUGUGGCGGCCGCACUUCGCAUUGGGCUCACACCACAUGCUGCAGGAUUAUCGAGGGUUGAGCGUUCUCCGGUCACAAAGCACAGAGAGCUGCCCACCAUCAGUGUCAGCAAGUCGCCCUCUUCCUCCUGCAAGUCUGAAGCAGCACGCCUCACGCCAAAGUCUGACAGACACCUCAGCCCUCACAAGUCAAGCUCUGCACAUGAGGUGGAUACUGCCAGUGAGGUUGAGGAGUUGGACAUUGAUGUUGCCUCAGGACCUGACCAUGUCCACAGGAGAGCAUCUAAACUCCAAGUUUUUAUUGCCCGUUACAGCUACAAUCCUUAUGAUGGGCCCAAUGAUAACCCUGAAGUGGAGCUUCCACUUACAGCAGGAGAAUAUAUUUAUAUGUAUGGAGACAUGGAUGAAGACGGCUUUUAUGAAGGAGAACUUAUGGAUGGCCGAAGAGGGCUGGUCCCCUCGAACUUUGUGGAACGUGUUUCAGAUGAUGAAGUUUUUGGUUCUCAUCAUCCAGAGACUGUGGAUAUUACCCAUAACUCCCUGCUUGACAGCAAUCUGCACAGUGCCAGCCACCAGCAUAACCUCCAUACUGGAGUAAGCGCCUCCCAGAGGACAGAGCUGUCCACUGCUUCUGUUCCUGCCUACAUUCCUGUAGAUUCAGCAUCGGCCUUGACUGUCCCAGCCCCUCUAACAAAUGGUCUGGACUUGGACUUAGAGGAGGUGGGAGUGGAUAUUGUGCCUUACCCUCGAAAGCUCACCCUCAUCAAACAGCUUGCCAAGAGCAUAAUUAUUGGCUGGGACCCUCCGCUGGUGCCAGCCGGUUGGGGUAACGUCUUGAGCUAUAAUGUGUAUGUGGACCAGGAGUUGCGGUUCAGUGUUCCCUUUGGUUCCCAGAACAAAGCAGUGCUGGAGCGUUUGGAUAUAAACCUAAAGACCUACCGUGUGUCAGUGCAAAGCCUGACUGAGAAGGGCCCCUCUGAUCAGCUUCGAUGCAGCCUCCUGGUGGGUCGGGAUGUGAGUGUCGCUCCGACUCAGCUGAAUAUCGACAGAGUGACUGCCACCACAGCCAACUUGAGUUGGCUGCCCAGCAACAGCAACUACGUGCACAUAGUGUCCUUGAAUGGGGAGGAAUAUGAACUGGUAAAGGCUGGCUGCUACUCACUGUGCCUCUCAAACCUAACUCCCAGCCUGCAGUACACAGUAAAAGUGGAAGCUCGACCACAUCGCACCCCAUGGGAGUUACCUGUGGAGCGGCGGGAACACAGAGUGUCUAUGGUCAUCUUUAAAACACUAAUGGCAGGUCCUCCUGAUGCUCCUCUGGAUGUCCAGCUGGAACAUGGGCCAUCUCCUGGCAUUGCUCUCAUUAGCUGGUUGCCAGUAACUAUUGAUGCAGCUGGAUCAUCUAAUGGCGUGCGCGUCACAGGAUACAGUGUAUAUGUUGACAAGAGAAAGGUUCUGGAGGUGUCAUCACCAACUGCAGGCAGUGUCCUGCUUGGCCCGUCUCAGAUUCAUUCACUGCAGGGGGCACAGGAGCUCACUGUGCGCUCCAUGUCUGCUCAUGGGGAGUCAUGUGAUUCUUUGCCUGUGAACCUUCCCUUCAAGCUGGAAGCCCUCCUCACAGGCCCAUCUGUCACUCCUCCUGUUGUGCCACCACCGUCCUGUAUCGCAGGCUCCCCUUGUAGGCUUCCAUCUCCUGCUUUCUUUGGAAAUUCAUCUGCCAACAUGUCCAUGCUGCCCGGCACAAUGCUGCCAAACACACAAGCCACUACUCAUGUGGUGGAACCUUUUGCCAAUCAGCCCAAUGCACUUCCUCCAGAUGACCCCUGUUCCAUAUAUGUGAAGGCCUGGGCCAACCCCUCCUCAGCUGCUGCCUUGGCUGUGUGCGACUCAGUAUUACCAGCAGCCUCCAACAUCCCUUCAAUGGUUAGCGUGACUUCAGCCAUUACCACGAUGCCUACACAACAAGCCAACCAGCCAGCAGCAGUGCACAGCAGAGACACUGACAGUCCUGGACUAAUACGUCCAUUCCCGUCCAUAACAGAGUUCAUUGAGGACCCCUGUGCCAAGUUGGAGCCCAUUCCCACCCCAUCAAAAGCUACACCCAUAGACCUCUUUCCAAAGGACACCCGGCUCCUCCGUCCUCCCAGCACCUCGCCUUUGGAUUCAGAAGUAGAGGAGGAGCAUGAAAACACACGCUUGGUGUCCAUAGAAGAAUUCUUGAGGCAAGAUCCGGAGUCCACAAACAACUUAAGGCAGAAGACUUAUGGGAAAGGCCUGGUAGAACUAUCACCCAGUGACUAUCAUGGAGAUAACAGCCGUUCAGACUUGUCAGACAUCUUGGAGGAAGAAGAAGAAGACCUCUCAACUGACCAUCUUGAAGAAACGCAAACUAUGGGAUAUAAAGUUGCUGCAAACCGACUAAAAUUCUGCCAACCCGGCACACCAGACAGCGAUGAAGAAGUUCUAGAAAGGAUACUUAAAUUGCCAACUCAGUUUAACCAUGGAAAGCAGCUGUCCAGUAUCCCAGAGGCAUCAGAGGAAGACAGCAGUCGUUCAGAAAAGUCCAUUUUACACCACACACAACCACGAGCCAGGCCCAGAGACCCAAGAGACCACAGGCAACAGCAACAUGGUCCACCACAGCACCAGCAGCCUAGUUCCCAUGGACAAACCAAAGAAUCUUUGUUUAGACAUGAAGGCCCUCAAGUCCGAUUAAAAACACGGCACCGCGUUCACUAUGCAGACCCAGUUGACAGCUGCUACACAGAAGAGGACAUUAGUAUGUACCAGACCCUCAGAAGCAGGGGACAGUCUGCUCGCUGUCCUCCCCAGCCAAACCCCCAGGGCCGAGCGCUGCUCAAAGGGCUAGGGGACCGCCUUAGGAGGGAGGCUAUGCUUAGGAGUCAAAUGGCUGCAUCUUCCACCAACACUGUCGCCCAUGGUUCUGGCCUGACAAAACCUAAUCCCAUCAGCAAGUCUGUGCACACUGUGAGAGCUCCAAUGAGCCGCGCAGCAGAGAUCGAUGUAGACUAUGGCACUGACACCGAGGAGCCAGUGGAGUGUGGCCGUGGAGAGGUGGUUAUGGAGCAGAUGAGCUCAGAAUGGUGGGUGGAGGAAGCUCAACAAUGCAAACCACGUCGCCACUGUGGGUCAAGGCCCCCGUCACUGGGAAAUGUUACUGCAAGACAGCAACAAUGGGAGAUUAACCAAGAUCAAGGAGGACUUUGUAAAUCAAUACCAAUGCACAACAGGCUUCCAAAAGGCUUUGUUGAACCACCAAAGAUGAGAUGCAACCUGCGCCUCUUUGUGGCACUGUUUUCUUAUGAUCCUGCGUCUAUGUCCCCCAACCCUGGUGCCAUUGAGGAGGAGCUGCCCUUUACUGAAGGACAAAUUAUCCAAGUGAUUGGUGAUAAAGAUGCAGAUGGAUUCUACCAUGGGGAGUGUGAUGGACGUGUUGGGCUGGUGCCGUGUAAUAUGGUGACUGAAAUUCAAGUGGAAGAUGAGGCGACCAAGCAACACCUCCUGAAGCAGGGUGCUCUGUCCACAGUGGGAUCCAUAGACAAAGGCACUUGCAUACAUGCACAGCUUCUUCGCCGCGUUGUUCCACCAUCGAAACCAAGGCGAUCCAAGAAAGUGGAGGUUGCUGCAAUGGGGGACACAAGUCAAGAGACUAAGAAGAACGCUCCAGUGGCUGAGGAUCAAGGUGUUAGUGCAGUUGGAGGAGCUCCUUUACCCAACCCUGGCCGCAAGAUGGUGGCCAUUUUUGAUUAUGAUCCUAGAGAGAGCUCUCCCAAUACAGACGUUGAGGCGGAGCUGACGUUCAGUGCGGGGGACAUAAUCCAUGUGAUCGGAGACAUGGACGAGGAUGGCUUCUUCUUAGGUGAGUUGAACGGACAGCGGGGCCUAGUGCCGUCAAACUAUUUGCAGGCCCUACUGGAAUCAAGUGCUACUCCUCCAGAGCCCAGGCGAGAAUCCCAGGCUGACCACAUCUGUCAGCAACACAUGUCUCCAGCUCCAGAGGAAACACUCUGCCCUGAUGUGGAAGCGGUGUGUCCAGAACAUGUGACCCAGCCAGCAUGGGCCCUCGAGCUGGCCCCCAGAGCAGAGCCUGUGUCAGAGGUCCCAUGUGAGCUCAGAGUGACACGGUGGGCCAGUGCACGGCAGAGAGAUGAAGCCACUUCCUCUUCACUUCCUGUGCGCAGCCUCGCUCCGUCCCUGCAGCCAACAGUACACUCAUCCAUAAAGUAG